This is a messenger RNA of Drosophila melanogaster (fruit fly), 3911 nucleotides long. RefSeq lists its product as uncharacterized. Gene Ontology annotation, biological process: transmembrane transport. The coding region runs from base 502 to 2619 and encodes 705 amino acids. The record is from RefSeq and is marked reviewed. The transcript has 9 exons. Gene Ontology annotation, molecular function: transmembrane transporter activity. NCBI's taxonomy places the organism in Eukaryota, Metazoa, Arthropoda, Insecta, Diptera, Drosophilidae. Gene Ontology annotation, cellular component: membrane.
AAAAGCGCACAUCGCGAAGCGCACAUUUUGUCGCGCCGUGUAGCAAACGAAAAAUUCGCCAAACAAUUUCCACGCGUUUUCUUUUCGUGACUGCUUUUGUUGCUAAUUAUAACGGAUCGGUACCAUGUGCAAUUAAAUAGAGCCUUGUAUGAACAGCAAAGAAAAUUGAAACAGCUCGUUUCGCGAGGAAAAUUGCCUGAAAACUAGAGAAGUGCCUCAAAGUGAAACGUUGCCAGCGGAAACAGCGUGUUUAAGCCAAACAAAUGAUAAGAUAGAACAUCGCUUCGAUCGCCGCAGAAACGAGGAGAUAAACGGAGUGGUGGAGUGCAGAGCAGUGGAACGGAUCGUAUCCCCAAAAUCACAGCCGAAAUCAUCAUCACCACUCACCGCACAUCGCACAUGUUCGUGGACCCGUGGCAAUGGAAAUUAGUGUGAUAAGCGAACCCACAGAAGCACUAGAAACCAAGAGGGAGACACGCAGCUAAAACGGAUCACGAUACCAUGCGCAGCGGGCGGAGCUAUGGCCAGCGGCAGAGCGACACGUUGGAGAGCAGCUUCGAGCUGGAGGAUUCCGAGGCGGAACAGGUCAAUUCACCGGUGGCAAUCAAGGGAGAACCAUCGGCGCACGGAGAUACAGAUCGGGAUGGGGAUGCCGAUCGAGAGCGGCAGGAGUCGGGUGAACAGACGGACAGUCUGAGCACGCGUAGCAGCAGCUCCACGCCGACAACGGCGGACGUGGCCGAUGUGGAGACGAUCAGCUCCCUGCCGCUCUCACCACCCGCCUUUGGCGGUCGGGGCAAUCAGCUGGUCAAGCGUCACUCUCCGCUGAAGGACAAGCAGGCAGAGCAGGCGGACAGCAGCUCCAGCUCCAGCUGCAGUCAGCAGCCCGAUGCGGACGAUGUGCCCACGGUAAGUGGGUGCGAUCUGCGGCAGAGCCCGCCCUCAUCUUCGUCCUCCUCCUCCUCAACUUCCACAUCCCCGCAGACUUCGCGGUAUGCAGCUGCAGCAGCACAUCCCAGCGCGGCAUUCGCGGAGACGGCGAUCACCGCGUCGUCGGGAUCGGGCCGAGUGUGCGGCGGUAGCGGAGGAGCCGCCCACAGGCGCACCCACUCGGCCGCCUCCUACAUCUCGAUGAGAUCGCAGGGCGGCAACUCGGAGGCGACUCCGGAGCGACCAAAGCGUAACCGCUUCUUCGAGUGGAUUCGCGUUGUGUGCAACAUCUGCUGCUGCAAGAGUUCCGGAAUCGGGGAGCCGAGUGUUCAUCAUGCGCUGGUUGUGAUAUUUCUAGAGUUCUUCGCCUGGGGCCUGCUGACGAUGCCCAUAAUAUCGACUCUCAACCAGACGUUCCCGGAUCACACAUUCCUAAUGAACGGCCUGGUCAUGGGCAUCAAGGGGAUCCUGUCGUUCCUGUCGGCGCCUCUGAUCGGCGCCCUUUCGGACAUCUGGGGCCGAAAGUUUUUCCUAUUAGUCACAGUAUUCUUCACCUGCCUGCCCAUACCGCUGAUGUCCAUCAAUACGUGGUGGUUCUUUGCCAUGAUCUCAAUAAGCGGCGCCUUCGCAGUCACCUUCUCGGUGGUGUUUGCCUACGUGGCGGACGUCACCACGCCGGAGGAGCGAUCAAAGGCCUAUGGCCUGGCCUCGGCCACAUUUGCCGCCAGUCUGGUCAUCUCGCCGGCUCUGGGCAAUGCCCUGAUGGAGAUGUACGGAGACACGCUGGUCGUGGCCCUCUCCACGGCCAUUGCGCUGCUCGAUGUAUUCUUCAUACUGGUGGCCGUGCCGGAGAGUCUAUCAGAGAAGAUGCGGCCAGCCUCCUGGGGUGCGCCUAUCAGCUGGGAGCAGGCGGAUCCAUUUCUGGCCCUGCGCAAAGUGGGCACCGAUAAGACCGUGCUGAUGCUGUGCCUCACCGUGCUGUUAUCCUAUCUGCCCGAGGCAGGGGAGUAUUCCUGCAUGUUUGUCUAUCUGAAACUGAAGAUGGGCUUUAACUAUGUGGAGGUCUCGGUCUUUAUAGCCAUAGUAGGCAUCCUCAGCAUCACGGUGCAAGUCACACUCGGCUCCUUCAUGCAAGUGUUUGGAGCCAAGCGCACGAUUAUAAUGGGCCUAGCCCUGGAAAUCGUGCAGCUGCUGUGGUACGGCUUUGGCAGUCAAAAGUGGAUGAUGUGGUCGGCUGGCGUUGUGGCUGCCCUGGGCUCCAUCACGUAUCCCGCCAUCAGUGCUUUUGUAUCCCUUUAUGCGGCUCCCGAGAGUCAGGGCGCUGUUCAGGGCAUGAUCACGGGCAUGAGGGGUCUGUGCAAUGGCCUGGGUCCUGCGGUCUUCGGCGUCGUCUUCUACCUGUUUAACGUCGAUCUGAACGACGACCACGACUCGCAUGCGAAGAGCAGCGGCAGCAGGGCGACGAACGUGGAGAAGAUCUCACAGCAUGUGCCAGGUCCGCCCUUCGUGUUUGGUGCCUUGUGCGUCUUCUGUGCCAUAAUAGUGUCCGCGUUCAUUCCGGAGGGGCAGACCUCCACAUUGGAAAAGAAACGUGCCUCGCUAGACGUACAGUACGAGAUUGAGCCGGGUCACAAGGCGCCCAGCUCACUGGCGCCGCUCAUUCGCUCCGACUCGCUGGCGCAGCUGUAGUGCGCUCCAUUGCCGGCGUCCUAUCCACACAACUUGAACCCAGCUGGUGGCUAUAGAUACGUAUAAGCAGUGUUAAGGAGUUAAGGAUUUUGUAACUGUAAACAAAUGCUGUAACUAGUUUGGCUUUAGUUUCCGAGUCUAUUCUAUUAGGUGCAUAUAUAUCGCAGAUCAGGCCGAGAUAAUGUUAUUGUUUUGAUGGUUAGAUCUUCGUUUUACCUUAGUUUCCACAACGCACCUUGUCACACCACAAACCACCUCAGCCCAAUUAUAUUUCGUAAUUAAUUUAUUAUUGCCUAAGUAACGUAGUCACAUAUAUUCGAUUCGAUUGGCCCGUGUGCUUGCCCGCUUUUCCAGCUUCUGGCUUCUGUUUCCGUUUGCAAUGCUUUUGCGACUGUUGGUUCUCUUUGGGUUGGGAUUACAUCACUGCUAGAGCUAAUAAUGUUUUGCAACAACAACAAAAUAACUGCCAAAUAAUAACAAAAAAAAAACCAAGUAAGUGUAAUCCGAUAUCUUUGAAUGAAAUCGCGUAAAUUCAGCACAGCACAAUACUGUAUCCCGAAUAUCGAAUCGCAUUACUAAUUUAGUUCACCCCAAAGCCGUUUAGUUACAACAAUUAGGAAGAGGAAAAUCCAAAUAAACUGAAUACCAAGCUUUACUUUGAAAAUCGUAGUGAUUUAAAGUCUAAACUCUAAUGAAAUGAAUUGCAAAUUAUGAUGAAUUUGGUCACAAACUAGGCGACUUUAACCGCAAACCACAAGGUAUAUACAAAAUAAAUAUGUAUAUAUAUUUAUAUAUAUAAAUAGAGAGAUAUAUGUAUGGGUACUGACGACACAAAACGAAUGUUUUUAAUUUAGCCGAUUGCGAAGUUAACGCCUCCGAUCAUGUGCAACGCUAUAGUUUUUAUUUUGAUAAUAACGCAACUUAAUGCAGAGCCUUCAACAAAGUCAAUGCUUGAACGUGUAGGGAGCACACGUGCAUGUGUAUGUAUAGUAUAGUACCAUAGAUAUCAAAGUUAUAUUUUUCGAUGUUGCUACAAUCGUGUAAAACUUCCCCACUUGCUCCUCCCCCUCCCAUAAAUGAAAACAUGCAGACAUAGGACGUACGUACAUACACAUCCACCCGUGUGAGCAGUGGACGACAGGUGGUCAAUGGAGUAGUGCCCCCGGAAGAAAAAUCGGGGGUACAUAUACGAGAAAACUGAAUCCAAAUUUUGAUUGUAAAUUAUUUAACGUCUAACAUAGUGUUUUAAACGAAACCAAAAUAAACAAAAUUGUUUAAUGAAACGCUAGUAC